Molecule: messenger RNA, 2066 nt
Organism: Gopherus evgoodei (Goodes thornscrub tortoise)
Lineage: Eukaryota; Metazoa; Chordata; Testudines; Testudinidae
Gene: CENPH
Product: centromere protein H
Exons: 9
Coding region: 63-890 (275 amino acids)
Biological process (GO): kinetochore assembly; chromosome segregation; mitotic spindle organization
Cellular component (GO): kinetochore; nucleus
Molecular function (GO): kinetochore binding
Source: RefSeq, a predicted model, not a curated record
CCGGGAAGUGCCGGGAGGAUUUCUGGUAUCCAGCCAGGAGUAGCCGCCGGCCGAGCUCAUCGAUGGCGCUGGUGACGUGCGGCGGGCGGUUUGAAAGCGCGACGCGGCGGCGGUUGAGCUGCUGCCGGGAUGGAGCCGCUGCAGCGAGUGAGGGACGCGUCCAAAGCCCUGGGGAAGCUGGUGGCUCACAGCGCUGCCGCCGGUGGAUCCGUGGAGGCCGGGGCGGCCUCGGGGCUGGGGGCUGCGGCUGGCGAGAAGCUGGACCUGGUGACCCUGCUCCGACUAGAGAACAAAUAAAACAGCAACUUAUGGAAUAUAAUACAACAGUUCAUGCAGGUGAAGAAAGCAUUCCAGACCAAGCCAUAGAAGAAAAGCUAAUUGAGGCUGCUGCAGAAGAUCUGGAAAGAGAAACGGAACAAGUGAAAGUCUCCUUUCAAAACAAAACACUGGCGUUACAAAGGAUCCAGCUUAUAGAUGCCCUCAGAACCAAACUGAGACACAAUGAUGCCGACUCAAAGUUGAUCUUGGAAACUAUAAAACACAUAAUAAUGCUUAGUACUGCAAUACUUGAAUCUCAGGAGCAAGCACGUGAGUUGGAAGAAAAACUGAAUGAGAUUAAAAAAAGGAGAUUUGCACUAAAGCAAGCUGGAGAACACAAACUGCUACAGAUACACACUCUGAAGAAAAAACAAAAAGAGGAACUAGAGAGCAUGGAAGUGGGUGAAAUGUUGAAGAGACUAUGUAGAAACUUGCAAAAAGAAACACAGAUGACUACGUUAAUUCAAAAUAUCUUCCAGGGCAUCAUUAUUGGAAGUAAAGUCAACUGGGCAGAGGAUCCAGUUUUGAAGGCAAUCGUUCUACAGCUUGAGAAAAAUGUGGACUGUAUCUGAAUAAGCCACAAGACUUUUUUUUUUUAAGCUAUAGUUUUUAUAUAAUAUGCACCAAUAAACCGGAGUUCAACUAGACUGACACAAGUAAUGGUAACAAUAGCAAGACAAUUUAAGAGACUUUGAAAAAAGGACCUUUCUACAAGUGCAUUUCCUCUGCUAUGGUGAUUCAGAUGUGCAAUUACACAGUUGGUGGUGCAAAACUGAAUCAUUAUUUUAAGGACUUAGAUUGUAACAUUACAGUCUGAGCUGAGGUAAGUGCAUAGUUGCUCAAGUCCAAGGAAAGGACUGCAGCUGUCUAAGUCCUGUCUGUCCCUCCACACCAAGGAGCACAAUGAUCUGUUAUUGGCUGGCAUAUUGAAGGCUGGAAACAAGGCUCUGCUUUCUUCCCCCAUCUUCCUGCCUGGGAGUGGGAGUAGCAGUCCUCCUGGUGCUGUUCCUCCCUGAAGUGUGACUCUCAUUGUGGGAUAGCCUGUGCAGGAAAGUAAGGCGGCAUCUCACUCCCCUAAUUCCCCUGCAUCCUUUCGUAAGGACAUGUCCCAGUACUGCACAUUGUGAAAACAGUAAUCGGACAAAGGGUGUGUAUAGUCAUUUACAAAGGCUACUAUUGAUAACCAGUGUAGCACUUUGGCCAAAAGUGUUAUGUAUGAUUUAAAACUUCUUUAAAAGUUGAGCUCAUUUUAUUUUGUAUGACUUCAAAAUGACUAAUUGGUUUUGAUCAUCAUUUAGUCUGUGCUGUAUCUGCUCCUGCAGCUCUCUAACACCAGCUUCAAUAAAAACUGUCUGUCCUGAAUCACAACAGCCAAUAUAGAGAAAAUGGGGGUUGUGCAGAAGGCAUGUGGAAUGUUUAUAUAGGCCAGUGCCUGAGUUUCUAUACAAUUGAACUUAGUUUUAACCUUAUUCUUUACAAUUUGACAGAUUUGUAUCUGGACUUCAUUCCACACUUAAAGAAAAUUAAGUAAAAAGUAACAUUUUGGAUAGAGGAAAUGCAUUUAGUUAAAUAAAAAUGCAGGUAACAAAUUCAAAAGAGGUGAUCUGAAGUUGGGGACAAAACUCUUAAGAUGAGAAUGAGACUUCUGUUUUUGUUAAGCUUCAAAAUGCAAAAAUAGAUUAAACUAUAUACUGUAGUUUUAAGUCUUUCUUAGUAAUAACCUCAAUAAAAUGACUCGUGCUGACUGC